CCUCUUCUUUCCCAACGUACGAAGCGGGAGCGAAGACUUCGCCGGCUGGCCGGCGAUCAACGCCAUCUUCGCCGGAGAGCGCGAGCCCCCAUCUCUCUCUCCCCCCCUGGUUCGUACUGGUCCAUUUGGAGGUUUGUUCACCUUCACUCUCUUACUAGAGAUUGAAGAAUCCUAUGUAUUAAAGAGCAAGAAGUGACGCCAGCUGCAAUGGAUUUGAUAUCUUCCUUAUUCAAGCUCUCUUCUGAGUUUGAGACCCCUGGGGCAACAAUUUUGGGUUGGCUUGUCACAGGAUCCUUUGGACUGUUUGCUGUCAUUUAUGCGUUCCUUAAAUUGCAAAGGCAAACAUCAUUGAAUUGGGUUAAAGCUGCAGCUAGAGCUAAGAAGAAAGUAUGGAAGAAAUUUAACUUCUCCAAGUCACACCAUUCUUGGAAUGAGGAUGAUGGUUGUAAUGGGCAGCCCUCAACAUGCUGUGUGUGUUUAACUUCAUUGGUGUCUCUCCAAGCUCCAGUUGCAAAAGAUGGUCACACAAUUUCUCUUCUUCGAUGCUCUGUAUGUGGUGUGGGAGCACAUUCCCAUUGUUCUAAGUUUGCCACAAAGGACUGCAAAUGCAUGGCUCAAGCUGGUUCUCUGAACUUGCUUCAUCACUGGUCAGAACGAUGGGUUGAAUCAGAUGAAAAUCCUGAGGUUUCUGCUUUCUGCUAUUACUGUGAUGAACCAUGCGGUUUCCCUUUCCUAGGUGGUGCUCCUGUAUGGCGUUGCUUAUGGUGCCAGUGCCUCAUACAUACAAGUUGUCAUGCCAAGUUAUCAAAAGAGACUGGUGAUAUUUGUGAUUUGGGUCCUCUAAGAAGACUAGUUCUUUCACCACUCUCAGUGAGUGAAAUAAAUGAUAGUGGGGCUCCAGGUGGUAUGUUGAGUUCCAUCAAGGAAGAGAUCAUUGCUUCAUCAGUUAGAGGGCGGAUGACAAGAAAGCGGAAUCGUAACAAAAAUGGCAGUAAUCACACCAAUAAUAAAGUUAACAAUGCCGCUGCAGAUGCAAACUUGACACUCAAAUCUGUGCUCAAUGGUCUUGUGAGAUUGGAGAAAUCAUGUAAUGGACUAAGUAAUGGUUAUAAUCUGAAGCAAGCUAGUGGUUUAGAAAGCACUAAAAGCAAACAAAAUGGUAUAAACCGGAAAAAUGGUUGUAUUAUCAACCUUGGACAGAAGAAGCAGUAUAAGCUUGUGGAUUUGCCUCAGGAUGCUAGGCCCCUUCUUGUUUUCAUCAAUGCAAAGAGCGGAGCUCAAUCUGGACCUUCACUAAAGAGGAGAUUGAACAUGCUACUGAACCCUGUACAGGUUUUUGAGCUUAGCUCGUCCCAGGGGCCAGAGGUUGGGUUGGACUUAUUUCGUAAUGUGCAGUAUUUCAGAGUUCUUGUCUGCGGUGGUGAUGGUACUGUAGCAUGGGUUCUUGAUGCAAUUGAAAGGGAAAAUUUUGUGUCUCCUCCACCGGUUGCUAUUCUCCCCCUUGGAACAGGGAAUGAUUUAUCCCGAGUUUUGCAGUGGGGAGGAGGUUUGUCUUCAGUUGAAGGGCAAGGCGGGUUAGCUGCACUUUUACAUGACAUAGACCGUGCAGCUGUAACUAUGCUUGAUCAUUGGAAUGUCACUAUCACGGAGGAAGCUGUGGGUCAAACUCAACAGAAAAGGCAAAUGAAGUUCAUGACAAACUACUUAGGUGUAGGGUGUGAUGCUAAGGUUGCCUAUGACUUUCAUAUGACUCGUGAAGAAAGGCCUGAUAAGUUCUAUAGCCAGUUUGUGAAUAAAUUGCGAUAUGCCAAAGAAGGUGCAAAGGAUAUUGUGGACAGGGCAUGUGCUGAGUUACCAUGGAAAGUGAGCUUGCAAGUUGAUGGCAAUGACAUUGAAAUCCCAGAGGAUGCAGAAGGUGUCCUCGUGCUUAACAUUGGUAGCUACAUGGGAGGGGUGGAUCUCUGGCAGAAUGACUAUGAACACAAUGAUGAUUUUGAGCUGCAGUCAAUGCAUGAUGAGAUGCUUGAAGUUGUUUGCAUAUCCGGAACAUGGCACCUCAGUAAACUUCAGGUAGGACUUUCACAGGCUCGGAGGUUGGCUCAAGGGAAGGUGAUAAGACUUCAUCUUGAUAGCCCAUUUCCUGUUCAGGUUGAUGGUGAACCAUGGAUCCAGCAACCUGGCUGCAUUGAGAUAACGCAUCGCGGGCAGGUCUUUAUGCUUCGGAGGGCUUCCGAGGAACCCACUGGGCAUGCUGCCGCCAUAAUGACAGAGGUCCUUGUGAACGCCGAAUGUAAUGGCAUUAUCAACACCGCGCAAAAAAGACUACUUCUCCAGCAGAUGGCACUUCGUCUUGCUUGAUUCAAACACAUUUCUUCUUCUGGGAUCCCUUUGAAAAAGCUACUGAUCUAACCACCUACCUAAAACAAAAGGAAGACAAAAGAUGGAAAUCAUCACAUUACAUCAUACAGUUCAUACAAUCUUACAGUAACUGUACACAUGAUUCACAAAGUUACUUUGUAACAAGCUCUGUAUUUUUUGUAUUCCAAAUUAUGGUGUAUCAGAGAUCAAUUCUUUCUCCCUCUUUUAAUCAUUUCAUUAUUAUAUGUAGUGUGCAGUUGAAAGAGGGGUUUUGUAAACUUUCAUGCGGUCUAAGAAAUGUAAUGUAAGAGAGGCUUGUAAAACGAA
This is a messenger RNA of Dioscorea cayenensis subsp. rotundata (Guinea yam), 2685 nucleotides long. Its product is annotated as diacylglycerol kinase 2-like. Lineage: Eukaryota; Viridiplantae; Streptophyta; Magnoliopsida; Dioscoreales; Dioscoreaceae. The record is from RefSeq and is a predicted model, not a curated record. The transcript is spliced from 8 exons. Gene Ontology annotation, molecular function: ATP-dependent diacylglycerol kinase activity. Bases 208 to 2358 code for a protein of 716 amino acids.